AUGGCGCCGCAAACUGCUUUCGCUCAGGUGUUGUUUGAUGAAUUUGGACAUCCUUUCAUUUUAUUGCGUGAUCAAGAGAAACAGAAACGUUUAACGGGUAUCGAAGCUUUAAAGAGUCAUAUUUUGGCUGCACGUGCCGUGGCAAAUAUCAUGAAAUCAUCUUUGGGACCGCGUGGUAUGGAUAAGAUGCUUGUUUCAAGUGAUGGAGAUCUUACGAUUACUAACGAUGGUGCGACGAUUAUGAGCAAAAUGGAUAUUGAGCAUCAUGUUGCAAAUCUUAUGGUUGAACUAUCAAAAAGUCAAGACGAUGAGAUAGGUGAUGGUACGACAGGUGUUGUUGUUUUGGCUGGAGCUUUAUUAGAGCAAGCAGAAAGUCUGCUUGACAAAGGUAUUCAUCCUAUCAAAAUAGCUGAUGGUUUUGAUAUGGCGUGCAAAAAAGCAGUGAUGAAGUUGGAGGAAAUUUCCCACACCUUUCCUAUUCAUAACCGUGAGCUACUUGUUGAGUCGGCUGUUACUGCCUUGGGUUCGAAAAUUGUUAAUCGUUGUAUGAGACAACUCGCGGAAAUUGCUGUAGAUGCUGUAAUGUCAGUAGCAGAUCUGGAGAAAAAAGAUGUUGAUUUUGAACUUAUCAAAAUUGAGGGUAAAAUUGGAGGAAGACUAGAAGACACUUGUUUAGUUAAAGGGGUUGUUAUUGACAAAACGAUGAGCCACCCUCAAAUGCCCAAGGAAUUAACAAAUGCCAAGAUUGCUAUACUUACAUGUCCAUUUGAGCCACCGAAACCGAAAACGAAACACAAGCUUGAUAUCUCAUCGACAGAAGACUUUCAGAACUUACGAGAGUAUGAACGGAAAACAUUUGAAAAAAUGAUCAUUUUUCAGGUGAAAGAUAGUGGUGCAACUUUGGCUAUCUGUCAGUGGGGAUUCGACGAUGAGGCAAAUCACCUCCUUCUUGCCCACAAUCUUCCAGCUGUUCGAUGGGUUGGUGGACCAGAAAUUGAAUUAAUAGCAAUUGCUACUGAUGGUCGCAUUAUUCCACGUUUUGCUGAAAUAAAGCCGGAAAAAUUAGGCAGGGCAGGCAAAGUUCGCGAAAUAUCAUUCGGAACAGCGAAAGAUCGAAUGCUAUGCAUUGAAGAAUGUCCAAAUAAUCGGGCCGUGACUGUAUUUAUUCGCGGGGGUAAUAAAAUGAUGAUCGAGGAGUCAAAACGCUGUUUACAUGAUGCACUUUGUGUUGUGCGAAAUUUGAUCAAAGAUAAUCGCAUUGUAUAUGGAGGUGGUGCUCCUGAAAUUAGUUGUUCUCUUGCUGUUGCAGAAGAAGCAGAUAAAAUCGAAGGCAUCGAACAGUAUGCGUUCCGUGCUUUUGCGGAUGCUCUUGAAAGCAUUCCCAUAGUCUUGGCUGAAAAUUCUGGCCUCUCUUCUCUUGAUACAGUGACUGAUCUCAAAGCAAGACAAAUUGAAGAGUCUAAUCCAAAAUUGGGUGUUGACUGCACUAAUUUUGGUUGCAACGAUAUGGAAAAACAAAAAGUUAUGGAAACGUUAUUAUCGAAAAAGGCACAGAUAUCGCUUGCUACGCAGGUUGUGCGCAUGAUUUUGAAAAUCGAUGAUAUUCGAAUUCCAGAACCACAUUCACAAGAACAGUGA
This is a messenger RNA of Thelazia callipaeda (thelaziosis nematode), 1638 nucleotides long. Lineage: Eukaryota; Metazoa; Nematoda; Chromadorea; Rhabditida; Thelaziidae. The record is from the annotation of a GenBank genome assembly.